GUUGACAAAUGUUAAUGUUGAGUCGAGUUAUUUCUUGUGUAUUUCAAUUCAAUGUAGUUGAAUUGAUCGUAGAUUUGCGUAGGUAUUGUUGCAAAUAGUACAAUAUGAAGAGCGGAAAGUUGUUUGUAUUAUUAAGUACAAUCUAAAGUGCCGCAUCUAGAUCUAAAAGAUGGAAGUUGAAGAUGUAAUUGAGUUGGGUUCUUCAGACGAUGAGGCUGAACCUCCGGCAGCUAAAAAAAUUAAACCUCUUCCAAAUGCCAUGGUUCAUAUUCCCAGUAAAAUCCGGGACGUCACAAUAAACCCUGUGUCAUGUCAUAAUAACAAGCUGUCUAGAAAAUUACUAUCGAGAGCGCCCAAUCAAAUACCAAUUAUCACAAUGUCACGUACAAAUGUCAAUGCUCGGCAAAACAAGCCAAAUGGAAGAUGUUUACAAAAAAUAACACCACAGUCUCUUAGCCGAAACCUGAUGACAGACAAACCAUUGCAUAGCGAAAACAGACUGAACAGUUACCCAAUAAAAGUUAUACCUUUUAAACAACCAAAAGUUGGACAUUGCAAUUCGGGAGGUCAAAGGCCAAGAGGGCAAGGGAUAUCACCAAAGUUAAUAAGUAGCUUACCACCAAGCAUUACAGUUACAAAGACUCAUGGAGGAAGUAGUUCACCAAUUGGAAUGUUGAAAAACAAAAUAAGAGUUAAUAAAGAUUUGGCAAAUAAUAUAUUUGGACAAUCCAUAAACAAUAUCAAUCCCUUUAGUUGUUUAGGUGAAAUCCCUACUGUAGAACUUGAUGAUGAUGAAAAUACAUCUUCUGUGGAUAACAGUAGUCCGGCUCAGUGGUAUAUGCGGCCUGAAGAACAAGUGGAAAAGAAUGAGCUUGAAGAUGAGAACAAUAGCGAACCUAAAGCGAAAGAUAUGAUAGAAAUUACAAUAGAAGAUAGUCCUGUAAAGCCUUGUCCACUAGAACAAGCUAAAAAUGAUUCACUAUCUAUAACGAUCGAGGACAGCCCUAUUAAAGUUAUAAAUAAAUCUUCUAAUAAAGCAGACAUUGGUAGUGACAGUGAACAAGUUACGCCCAUGAGCCCUAAUAGUAAGAAAAAAUUGGAAUAUCCUGAAGCAGAAACAAGUAUUAAAGUUUCAAUGGAAAUAGACAAUGAAAAUGUGAUUGAAAGUGAACCUAAAGAGAUAGAAGAUAGAGAUGUGAUUGAAUUGGCCGAUGCAACAAAAACAAAGGACAAAGAUGGUGAGAUAAAUGUUGAUGAAACUGUAACAUCAUCAGCUGAUAUGGAAGUUAAUGACACAACUCAAAAGGAUGUAUCUCCGAAAAAAGAUAAUUUAGUUGAGAAUAGUAAUGAAGUAGAAAACAAAUCUAAUAAUAAGGAUACUAUGCAUGUUAGUAAUGAAAGCUCCGGUGAAUUCCAUUCAAUAUUUCAAGAAUUUAUGGAUUUAUGCCUUGAAAUAGAUAAAUCGGAAGAUAUGAAAACAAUCAUUGAGAAAAGAAUUAAAACAUACAGUAGACAAGUACCUAAAGAAUUUGUUGAAUCGGAACUAUUUCUGGACAUGGUGUCCACAAAAAUAACAUUAAUAAAAUCUGAAUCAUUCAAAAUUUACUUGCAUAUUAAAGAUAUUGUUGAUGAAUUAAAAUUGCACAGGACAAGAAAAAAAACAACACCUUUAUUGAAUGAAAAUAAUCCAGUUGAAGAUGUAGAUGAUUAUUAUGAUAAAUAUAGUCGUAAACGUCGGGUGCAAAUUCGUAAGUUGGAGAAAACUUUAAAGAAACUGGAACGGGCAAUAAACAAAUUAGACGAACAAGAAGUUGAUUUCGACGAUGAAGAAGAUUCUGUAUAUUUAUUAAAUGACAGGUACAAAGAGAGAUUUGUGCGGACUUAUGCGAAAUUAUGCCAAUUAACCGAUACUAAAAUGUUAACGGAGCCUCGUAUUGUGAUUGAAUGUCGACCUGGUCAGCCGCCAGGGCCUGCUAAAAAGCUUGAGAAGUGGAUUAACAAAAAAGUACCAAUAGGAAGUACACUCCCUUUUCCUGACUUUCAUGAUGUUAUGAAAUGUGUAAGAGAGGCUAAUAACGAAGAUAAACUCGGAUGGAAUGAAGCUGAUAUUAUGGAUGAAGCUCGCGAUCUUUUUACAAGGUGUGGUAAGAAGUUGCAACGUCGGAGACAGGAAAAUGAAUGGCGGCUAGCGGCUUCCCGGAUCACACAAGGUCUUGAUCCAGCUGAAAAGGAUGAAUCUUUAAAAAAGAAAUUAGAUGAAAAUAAGGAAAAAGCAUAUAAAAAAGAGACUGAACUUCUUAAUAAGUAUGCACAGAAACAGAACCAAUUACAUUUAGAACCUACAGAAAUCGAAGAGAAAGACGCAGAUAAUUCACCUGUGGAAAGCGAUGAUGAGAUCGACGAUGAUAGUGAUUUAUUAGACGAUAGUCAAAAAAGGAGGGAUCGUUUACAAAGACUUUUGGAUGAAAAGGAAUCAAGGAAAAUAAAUUUAAGCAAUACGGAGCAGCAGGGAGAUAAUAAGAAUGGACCAGAAACGGAAUCUUUGUUAAUUGAGAGUAAAGAAAAUGAAGUAGAAACAAUACAUGAAGAAAAUCAAGAUAUUAUUGACGUGGAGAAAAGUAAACAAAUAGAUGAUAAAAUGGAAGCAGAAAUCGAUUAUGAGGGACGAAAUUUAGUGGAAAAAAUUAAUAUCACUACUAAUGUUGGAUGCACAAGUGAUGUUAUAAAUGCAGAUGAUUUUAACAAAGAACAAAUAUUGUUAGACGACGUUGAAGAAAUCGAGGAUAACGAAAUUGUAGAAGAAAUUGAUAUUUCCCCUGAAACUGCAGUUGUCGAUUUGGUGUCUAAUAUUAAUGAAGAGGAGAAUAUUCAACUUUUGUGUGAUGACUUUUAUGGGGAUGAACUUAAUCUUCUUGAGAAGUUAAAUUCAGGAAACGAAACAUCUUCGCCUGAUCCUUCAGACCUUGAAGAUUCACCUAUAGCUAUAUCGGAUAGCUUCGAUUCAAACAGUGAGUCGGAAAACUAUGAGACUUAUGAUGUUAUAAGUAUAGGAAAUUCCAGUUGUUCCGAGACUGAAACAAAUACUGUCGAAAAUAAUACAAAUAAUUCAGUGCAAAAUAAAAAUACGUCUCAGGAAAAUAAUGCUACAGUAUCUGAAAACACUGUUACAUGUGAUUUGUCUAACAAAAUUAUAAAUAAACGAAAUAUAGAGCCUGACAGAAGAAGAACAAUUUCUGUUAAAGAUAUAACACCAAGUGAGGAUGAAUCUGAAAAUAUACUUUUAGCUUAUUCUGAAGAUGAAGAAUUCUCUAAAUGUAUCAAUCUUCAAGAUAAUUCGCUAACGAUAGGAGAAACGAUGGUAGGUGUAGCUAAAAAAUCAGAUAUGAGCAAAGAUGUAGAACCAUACAAAUGUGAUGAAGUAAUUUCUAAAGAUGAUAAGAUCAUAUCGACCACAACUCAAACAAACACAAUUAUAGAAACAGUUAGAUUUGAGAAUAACGAGAACAAACAAGUAGAGAUAAAUAAUUACAGUGAAAGUAUAAUCAGAGAUAGAGAUGACACUAUUACAACUAGUGAAAAAUUAGUUGAGGAAUCAAUUUGCAGCGAUGUUACAAACGAAACUGGCGAUAAUGAAACAAAUGAAAAGAAAUCGAAUAAAAAUUCAAAUGAUUCACCAUUUUUAUCCAAAAUGAGUAAAAAAACUAAUAAAGAUUUCAGCAAUACUAGUAAUGAGAAUAAAAAAAUGGAAAUCGAUUCAGUACUAUCUGAAAAUGCUAAUGAUUGCGAUCAUAACGUUCCAACAACGAAGGAAACCGGUGAGGAUAUGAUAAGAUUGGAAGCUUGUAAUGAACAAAUCCCUUUGGAAGUGAGAGAAGAAGCAACAGUUCCUAGUUCAAAAAUACUGGAAGGAAGUGGUGAUCCCAUAACUCCAGAUGUCAAUCGGGAACCAAAGAUACUGGAUAAAAGUUGGGAAUCAGUUUUACUGGAAGACAAUAGCGAAACAAAAACACUUGAAGAAAUUGGUGAAACAGUAACACUGGAAAGUGGUCGCGAAUCGACACUGAAUAAAAGUUGGGAAACAUUGUUACUGGAAGAUAGUAUGGAAGGAGAAACAAAUAAAGAAAACGGAGAAUCAAAAACACCGGAAGAGAGAGGGGAGAUAAUGAACCAAAGAACUAGCGAAGAUCAAAAAAAACUGGCAAUGAAUGAAGAACCUAUAACAUUUGACGAGGACGUAGAACCAGUAACAGUGGAAGUGGGUGAAGAACCAAAGUCAGGGGAAGACGACACAGAUACAAUGUCACCAUGCACUCUGGAAAAGCCAGAACCUUCUACGAGCGGGGUAAAUAACAAUACAGAUUAACCUACUCGAAAAAAAUAGUGGGGUCUUUAGCGUGGCGUAACAUACGAUAGUGGCCUCUAAGGAACAACAUUUAUACGUAAAUCGGGGAAAAAAGAACAUAAACAUGAGAAAAUAAGCCUAAAGCACAAGAAAUCAAUGCCCAGUACUUUGUUUCAUUUCACACAAAUGUACUAAUUUAUUAAACUCAUGUCUCAAUCCAGUUUUGCUUGAGUGGCUGCUGAAAAUCAACACCUGGAACCCACGAAGAAGACUUUGCAGAUUAAUAAACGCGAUUGUAUCAAAAAAGUAAAGAACAUAGAAAGGUUUUGAUUUAUAUUUAUGUAUAACCUAUAAUUCUUAAGUGACAGCAUUAUUAAAGAAAAAAAUGUGAUAAAAAAAUCAAUAGAAAGUAUUAGGCUUUAAAAAAAGGUAAAUUGCACGUCGGUCAUAGAAGUUUUUAAAUCAUAACUUAAUUUUAAAAAGCUAUAUUUUAAAUUAAUUAUGCAAAGAGAAGUAAAUUUUUGUCGCAUGUUUCAUAUUUUCUUCUUUUAAACUUCUAGAAAGGAAAUUAUUCCAAUACAUUGCUUGUUGCUCUUAGAAAUUCAUACCGAAAUAUUAAAAAUAUGAAUAA
Messenger RNA from Papilio xuthus (Asian swallowtail), 4973 nucleotides. RefSeq lists its product as uncharacterized. Lineage: Eukaryota; Metazoa; Arthropoda; Insecta; Lepidoptera; Papilionidae. Gene Ontology annotation, biological process: regulation of DNA-templated transcription. The transcript has 8 exons. Gene Ontology annotation, cellular component: PML body; nucleus. The record is from RefSeq and is a predicted model, not a curated record. Gene Ontology annotation, molecular function: transcription corepressor activity; nuclear androgen receptor binding; histone binding. The coding region runs from base 170 to 4363 and encodes 1397 amino acids.